This is a messenger RNA of Eucalyptus grandis, 603 nucleotides long. Its product is annotated as transcription factor MYB25-like. The coding region runs from base 1 to 603 and encodes 200 amino acids. The record is from RefSeq and is a predicted model, not a curated record. The transcript has a single exon. NCBI's taxonomy places the organism in Eukaryota, Viridiplantae, Streptophyta, Magnoliopsida, Myrtales, Myrtaceae.
AUGAGCGGAAACCAAGAGGAAGGAGGUAGUGGAAAUUAUCACGGACGUCAGAACUAUGAAGAUCAAGCAUUUCAAGCCAAAGGAGGUUGUCUUGCUGCUGGGACAAGGGAAAACCCUCCAGUUCUUCGUCCAAAGGCAAGCUAUGGUGCAUUUAGUGUUUAUUACCCUCCAAGUGGUGGUCCUGGAAAUAAUUCUAGUGCUUCAACUGUGGUGCCCCUCCGGGGACCUCUAGCACAGGCUCUUGGGUCAGAGUUUGGCAUCCAACAUUUUCUCGAAGAUGCCCAUGGGGAGCCUUUGAUUCCUCACCAAUGUGGCUAUGGUUGCUGUUCGGGUCAAAAUGGACCAAAUGGUGGAAGCUCCUUGUUGGGGCCUGAGUUCAUUGAUUACAUUGAGCCUCCCUUCUCGAGGCAAGAGCUGAUGUCUAUAGCAGCAGAGUUGAACGAGAUUGCAUGGGCGCGAUGUGAUCUUCCAAGGGAUCCUGGACCAAGUGAUCUUCCGGCUGAUGUCAGUACUGGGAUGCCGAGCAUGGAGAUGCGGCAGCCGACCCGUCCAAGCGAGAAUAAGAAUGAUCCGUGUGGCAAAUUGAAGGGUGUGAAGCAGUAA